Oryzias latipes (Japanese medaka) is the source of this 4746-nucleotide messenger RNA. The record is from RefSeq and is a predicted model, not a curated record. NCBI's taxonomy places the organism in Eukaryota, Metazoa, Chordata, Actinopteri, Beloniformes, Adrianichthyidae.
CUGGCGGAGCCACCGUCUCAUUUCUCCGCCGACUCCGAGCAGCUCGCGCCUCCUGCGGCUCCUCCGCCUGAUAAAAGUGAACUUUCCGUUUUUAGAGCCCAUUUUUAAAGUGCCAACAGAGCCGGAGCGGGAGGAGCACGCGGAGCCACGAGGAGAACUUCAACCCCCACUUUGCUGCUCCGGAGACGGCGGAACUGAGGUUUCACAACCGCACUUCUCGCCCUUUUACCUUUUUUUCUCGUUAUUGCCAAACUCUUUUAUUAUUUUUUUUCUGGACGCGCGUGAAGAGCGCACGCGGACACCAUGACUCGGAGAUCGUGCUGCAUUUACGUCACGGGGAUCGUCAGCGCUCACCUCCUCAUCCUCGGCAUCGCCUUGGUGGUGGCUCAGGUCUUCCAGACCAUGAUCCACGAACGCCUGAAGCAGGAAAUCACGCUGACGGAGAAGAGCCAGGUGUUUGAGUCCUGGAAGAACCCGCCCCCGCCCGUCUACAUGGAGUACUACUUCUUCAACGUCACCAACCCCUGGGAGUUCCUGCAGGGCAAGAAGGCUUCCGUGAAGCAGAUCGGCCCGUACACCUACAGGGAAUACCGGCCGCGGGAGAACGUCACGUUCCUGGAGAACGGCACCAAGCUUUACGCCCUGAACCCCAAAUCCUUUGUUUUUGUCCCGGAGAAGUCCGCCGGUAACCCCGAGGUGGACAUGGUCACCACCAUCAACAUCCCCUUUGUGGCGGUGAUGGACGAGCUGAACUCCUACUCCUUCUUCCUGCGGAGCAUGGUGUCCAUCUACAUGUCCUCCCUGGGCGUGGACGUCUUCAUGAACCGCACCGUCCACGAAAUCCUGUGGGGCUUCAAGGACCCGCUGCUCUCAAAGAUCCACAGCAUGAAGCCCGACGUGGACGAAUAUUUCGGGCUGAUGUGGAAGAAAAACGGCACGCAUGAAGGAGAAUUUGUCUUCCACACCGGGGAGCAGAACUACCUGGACUACGGCAAAAUCGACACGUGGAACGGCCUGAGGGAAAUGUCCUGGUGGUCGUCCAACCAGAGCAACAUGAUCAACGGGACGGACGGCGCCGUCUUCCACCCGCUGAUCAACAGGAACGAGCUGCUCUACAUCUUCGCCGCCGACCUCUGCAGGUCCAUCCACCUGGCUUACGUGGAGGACGUAGAGGUGAAAGGGAUCCAGGCGUUCCGCUUCGCCCCGCCGGAGGACGUCCUGAUGAGCCCCAAAGACAACCCCGCCAACGCCGGCUUCUGCGUGCCGGCCGGAGACUGCCUGGGCACCGGCGUGCUGAAAGUCAGCGUUUGCAGAGAAGGUGCUCCCAUCGUGGUCUCCUUCCCCCACUUCUACCAGGCCGACCCCAAAUACAUCAACGCCGUGGAAGGGAUGAACCCCAACAAGGACGAGCACGAGACGUACCUGGACCUGCAGCCUACCACAGGAGUCCCCAUCCGGGCCUGCAAGAGAGCGCAGCUCAACGUCAUCGUGAAGAGGAUCCCGGGCUUCCCAAAAACACGCCACAUCAACGAGACCAUCUUUCCCAUCAUGUUUGUCAACGAGACGGCGACCAUCGACGACGGGUCGGCAGCUCAGAUGAAGACGCUGCUCCUCAUCGUCACGCUGGUUUCCAACUUCCCCGUUUUCAUCGUGGGCAUGGGCAUCAUCCUGCUGCUCGUGCUCGUCGUCCUCUUCUGCCGAAACCGCCAGAAGAAGAAUGAAGUAAAACGUAUUGAUUUUAAUGAGGCUUUUCCUUCUUUUGCUACGGGGAAAGACGACGCGGCGUACACGCAGGUCAGCAGCAAACCCGACGACAGCUCCGAGACGCCGUCCGGCCAGAUGAUGCGGAACGGCUCCUACAUCGCCCUGUCGCCGGUGGACGCGCAGAAGUGCUGAUCCGGGAUCCCUCCUCCCGAACUCAGGAAGGCGGCAGCACGAGGGUGGGGGUGGGGGGGUGGGAGAUUCUGGGAAAAAACACAAACCUCGGCAAUGGGACACGCUCCGCCCCCGUCCUACUGCACACACACCCCCACCCUCACUCCCUUCACCCCGGACACCCAGUGGGCGUGGCCAAUGCCGGCCUGUGCCACUCUCCUCCUGAGGGGGCCGCGGUCCCGGUUCUCCUCUGUCAUCAGUGUUGUGAGGAACAGACUGUCAGAAACGUCUGCAUCCGCGCCUCGGACGCUUCAAAAGGCAAAAAAACGAAACAAAACACUAUUUUUAAGAGCAAAAUGAGCCAAACUCUAGCUAACUCUGAUCCAGUGUGAACUCUUUGCACUUGUAUGCUUAGCGGAUGAAACUGUAUUUACUUUUUUUUUUUUUUGAGGACCACAGGUUUUUUCUGACGUUCCAGCCAAGUUCCUGCUCUCUGCCAAACUCCGGUCAAACCCUUUCAAAGAGCUUCCAAGUCUCUGAACCCGUUUGCUGUGAUCGUUUCUCUGGAAAAACUACAUUUCUUUUAUUUUAUUUUUUGUCACGCAAACAAAAAAGGAAAGAAACGCCCACAAAACUUACAAGGGAGGCCUGAGCCUGUUUCUGCCUUACAGCGGGGCUGCAAAAACGCUGGAAAUCUGUGGCUGAACGUUCGUGAAAAGAGGGACCUGCUUUAGAAACUUCUGACCAAAGCCGGCGUGGGCGGGCCGCGGCGCCGGCGUGGGCGGGCCGCGGCGCCGCUGCUGCUGUUACAUUUCCUGGGAAGCACAGUGAGGAUGGAUGGAAACGGCCCCCACACCUGUGGUCUGUCGUUUCAGCGGCAGGCCGCAGCACUCUGGUGACUCUGUCCACACGCCGAACUCGCCGCUCGGAAGGCGCCCCGCACUUAGCCUGGACACGUGUUCGUCCUGCUCGUUUCAGCGUGAAGUGGUCCGCCCCACAUUUCCGGCUGCUCCUGAGCCGCGCCGCCGACGGACGCCUCCGUGUUUCCAGCUGACGGAGCGCCUCCUUUUCUACACUUUUGUAUUUGUUGUUGCUGCUAAACACGCCCCCCUGCGGAGGGGGGGGGGGGGUCAUUACAAUGUGCUUCAGGUUGAACUUCAAGGGCUUCAAGUCCUCGUCCUCCCCCUCCCCCCAUGGUGCCAACCGGCUGAACUCCUGAGCACAAGAUGCAAAGCUUUAGCGGUCACAGGCGGUGGAGCGCCGACUCCUGACCAUCGGUGGUCUAGUCAUUUCAGGAUCGGUGGUCUAGUCAUUUCAGGAUCGGUGGUCUAGUCAUUUCAGGAUCGGUGGUCUAGUCAUUUCAGGAUCGGUGGUCUAGUCAUUCCAGGAUCGGUGGUCUAGUCUUUACAGGAUCGGUGGUCUAGUCAUUUUGAGAUCGGUGGUCUAGUCAUUACAGGAUCGGUGGUCUAGUCAUUUUGAGAUCGGUGGUCUAGUCAUUACAGGAUCGGUGGUCUGGUCUUUACAGGAUCGGUGGUCUAGUCAUUUUGAGAUCGGUGGUCUAGUCUUUACAGGAUCGCUGGUCUAGUCAUUUCAAGUGGUGGUGGGCUUUAGUAAAUAUGGGGUUCGAACCCCCAAAAGGCUCCUGGACCUUCAGAUUUUUGGUUUGUGGUGGAGGAUUCCCUCUUCCGUCUUGACGGCUGCAGCGAUCAGCUGUUUGGCCAAAGCCGAGCCCCGCCCACGAGCAGCUGACGGUCUAAAAACCUUCCAGCUUGGGGGGGAAAUUGUUGGAUUUGAAGGCGUCCCGGCGCCGUCGGGAGAUCUUUUUUAAGUAUGUAGGAGAUUGUUUUAGUUGAUAUUCCUCGCCGCACUCGUGGCGCCGCCUUCUGCAAACCCGCAGCCGUUCACCUCAUCAAACCUGAGAGCCCUUAAACCCGGAGAGACACCUGAGCCGUCGCUCCCCUCCGCCACGCUGACCUUUACCGACCUUCAGGCCUUUGGCCCCUCCCUGCUUGACCAAAGACGCCCCCUAUAGGUCAGUCCAGGAGUGUCCGUGCCACAAAACCACCGCCUACUUUACAAAAAGACGACUUGUGCCACCGCUGCAGUGUGCGCUUGUGUGCGUGCAUGUGUGUUUAUGAGUGUGUGCCUUUUCCAUCGAGGCCAGAUUUUAAAAAAAAGCAGAAAAGUGACGGGUAUUUUUGUUUUCCUUCCUCCUUUGGGGUUAAAACAUCAAGAUUGCUUUUUGAGCUGCAAGAAUCUCAGUAUUAUGUAAAAAUAAAAAAUGCAAUAUAGUUGUUAAAAAUGGAUGAAUACAAAAUUGGGGAUUUUUUUUUUUUUUCAAGGAAUCACAAACUUUAAAGAUGAACAUUCCUGCUUUUGUGUUGCUUUUUGUGUUUGUCCUUCUCUUUGUAGUGUGAUCUAGUGUUGUGCAUUUAUCACUACAAGCUGCAUUUCAGAGUUGAAGUGAAGGUUUGUGAGGCUGGAAGCUGCGCAGCUGCGGCUGCGACUGCGGCUGCAGCUGUCUGGCUUUGAUUCCUGUAGAACUGGAAGGCGGAUUAUCUUGUGAAGCGCUCGUGUUGUGUGAUGACUCUAGAUGAAUGAAGCCCUCCUUCAGGGACGAGCACUUGUGCCAUUACCCCCUCUGUUUGUUUCUAACAGCCACACCUCCCCUUUUGAUACCCUAACAUUUCAUUUGACAUGUCGACUAAUUGAAAAUGACAAUCCCCUUUUGUCAUGUUGGGUGCAAAAUGAUUUCUGUUUUAGUUUUGAUAUUUUACACUGCACAAAUGUUUCUACAAUGCUUUUGUAAACAUUUCUAGUGUAUUUCCAAAAAAAGAGAGAAAUAAAAGUUGCAGUAAAGUGCAAAAAGUC